ACAAUCAUUCAUCGAACGCUGAAAACCUCGAAACUGUUUCUGUUGCUGUGACACCGCUCACAAUGCACACGCCGGCUUCGAUAGUGACUGGCAUUGUCUUCGCUCCCUUGGGACUGGUGCUGGUGUUCACGGCAGCCAUCACGCCUCAAUGGCGGGAAGGCCAGGUUCGUUUGGGAAGGAUUGGGUCAGGUGAUGGCGGAGGCAUCGAGCUUCUGCUCCUCCGCUCAGACGGACUAUGGGAGAGCUGCUUGCAGGUCGUGCACUCCGAAUUGCGGGAGUGCUGGCCUGUAUCUGGACCGUACCAACAUGACUCACGUGUCCGCGCCACUCGGGGACUUGUGCUCUCAUCUCUGUUCCUGUGUGGCUCGGGGAUUGUGCUGGCCAGUGUCGGUGCCCGCUGUUGGACGGACACGCCACUUAGAAACGUAGCUGGAGCUGGAGGAAUGCUGGUCGCACUUGCUGGUGUGCUCAGUCUCGCAGCGUUGAGCAUCUACACCCAUCACUUGCCCAAACUUGGGGUGGAACUUGUAUCAAACAUGUCUGACUUUCAAGGGCUGGACUUGCACAAGUUGCCCAGUCUGACCCUGCGCCCGGCUGGUUCUCUGUAUUUCGGCUGGGUUGGUGCAUGGGUGCAGGUGCUUGGCGGACUGGCAUUGCUGUUUGGGGUUGGGCGACCGCAAUGCCCAGUUCGCACCAGACAGGUACGGAGGGAGAUUGUGAUGAAGUCCUACGAUGUCAGCUGCUAGAAAACGAUUGUUGCCAAUCAGGACUCUACUCAUGAAUGUAAAGAAGGAUAACACCAACUGUUAAACUCUGUUUUGGCAGCACUACCUGUAGUGCUAUUCAGUAGUGUUGCUGCCUCACGCUCGUGUUUGUGUGGAGUUCUGAACGUUCCGUCCGAGGUUAUGUAACUUUCUCCGACUUUCUCCUACAUCCCAAAAACACAAAGGUAGGAGGAUUGGCUAUGGGAAAAUGCCCCUAGUGUCAAUCAGAAUGUCAAUGUGUUUAUGAUGAACUGGCAGGAUAGAUUCUCUUACCCUGCACUCAGUUUUACGACAGUCACACUAACCCAGGAGUAGGCAAGUUUGGCGCUAGAGAGCCACAGUCCUGCAGAGUCCUUCAGCUCCAACUGCAGUCUUAGUAAUUCUGAAGACCUUGAUUAGCUUGUUCAGAUGUGUUUGAUUAGGGUUGGAGCUGAACUCUGCACUAUUGCGGCUCUCUAGGACUGAACUUGCCUACACCUGACCUAACCGGAUAACAUGCAUAUUAAUGUGGAGACAUCAAGACAACCGAAUGAGGGUUGCUAUGUGGGAUCUCACUGCAGUUUAGAGUCAGGAGUCCAUGGUACGUGUUUUGCUUGUGCUGGGUAUGUAGGCAGGGAACAAAUGCAACUCGUUACAUAGAGACACUUUUGGAUUCCUGUUGCCUCAAAACUUAUUUAUCAGGGUUGGUGCACAUUAAGAUGUAUAAUAUUCAUUGUAAAAGUUUAAAAUAGUUCCAGAGAGCAAAAAGAAAAGUCAGAGAAGCUGUUCCUAGAACAAGGCAUACUCCACAACAGACAUGAUGUACUAGAUCUGUUUAAUGAUACUGAGUUUAUUAAAAGGAUCCCAUUUGUGUGCGGCAUUCUAUUGAUCACAAAUUAAAUUAGGGAUAAAAUAACACCGGCAACACAACAAGAUGCACGGAAAUAAAGGUCGCCUUCUUGACAACGGGACAACAAUGGAAUACGGAUGCAAUGUAACCAGAUAUGAAUGUAAAAAAGGUAAAAGCAUUAUGCUUUGAAAUUUAUGCACACAACACCUACACCAGUAGGACCUUAAAAUUCCUCUAUUAAAGUAUCUUUAAAAUCUAGUUUGGACGUAUUCUGGCCAGUUUGGCACCAGUUUCACCUUUUCUGUAUAGCACUUAUUCUUUACAGGGUCACAGGAAGCGAGGAACCUGUCCUAGGGGACAUGGGGCACUAGGCGGGGUACAUA
Molecule: messenger RNA, 1976 nt
Organism: Clarias gariepinus (North African catfish)
Lineage: Eukaryota; Metazoa; Chordata; Actinopteri; Siluriformes; Clariidae
Gene: cldn23l
Product: claudin 23-like
Exons: 1
Coding region: 63-746 (227 amino acids)
Biological process (GO): bicellular tight junction assembly; cell adhesion
Cellular component (GO): bicellular tight junction; plasma membrane
Molecular function (GO): structural molecule activity
Source: RefSeq, a predicted model, not a curated record